CCUUGGGCAGCUGCUGUGACUAAGCCAGUGCGGUCGGUGGGCGGUGGGUGCCUCAGAGGAAAUGAAGGAGCCCGAUGAUCAAGAUACUGAGGUGGGGAGGUCAGAGAGGUCAAAGAGCAGUGGAAGUCGGUCUCGGUCUCGGGGGUCCUCGCAAGCUUUAUCAAAAUCCACUACAAGAGAAGAUAAACUCUUAGAAGAUACAGACGAAACAUUCACUGACGGCGAAGAAUCAUAUUUAGAGUAUGAGGAAUCAGAAGAGGAAGAUUGGGAAGGAAGUUCCAGUUCCUUUCAAGAUUAUUACAAGGAAACCACUGGAGAAUCUCGGUCUAUGGAAACCCCUGGAUCAGCUGCAGAAGAGACAGAGGAGGACGUUAGGAAGAAAAUAUCAGAGAGCUUCUUUUACGAUUAUAUGGAGAUGGUUUCCAUGCCUUUUGUGUCUUCAGAGUCGGACAUACCACUGGAACUUAUCAUACUUGUACAUUCCUUUGGCUAUGACUGCAAAAAGCGGGCCAACCUACAGCUGCUGGACAACAAUACAGUCAUGUAUAUCGCCGGGAACCAGCUGAUCAUUCUGAAUUUGAAAACCAAGGAACAGCUGUACCUGCGAAGUAUUAGUGGUACAGGAAUUGGUGUCAUUGGGGUUCACCCUAAUAAAACUCACUUCGCAGUAGCUGAAAAAGGAGUUGCCCCAAAGAUAAUCAUCUAUGAAUAUCCUUCUCUGAGGCCCUACAGAAUCCUUCAUGAUGGGGCUGACUUAGGCUAUGCUUACGUGGACUUUAACUACAGCGGGACACUGCUGGCCUCUGUUGGUAGCAGCCCUGAUUAUACUUUGACCAUCUGGGACUGGAAAGAGGAACAGCCCAUACUGAGGACAAAAGCUUUUUCCCAGGAAGUCUUUAAGGUUACUUUCAAUCCUGAAGAUGACGAGCAGCUUACUACAGCAGGAUCGGGCCACAUCAAAUUCUGGGAAAUGGCUCAAACAUUCACUGGUCUCAAGCUUCAGGGCUUCCUAGGUCGAUUUGGCAAAACAGCCACUACUGAUAUAGAAGGCUACAUGGAGCUCCCAGAUGGGAAGGUGCUCUCUGGGUCAGAAUGGGGCAACAUGCUGGUUUGGGAAGCUGGCCUCAUCAAAGUCGAGCUCACUCGAACUGGAAGUAAACUUUGUCACCAGGGCCCCAUCAAUCAGAUAAUGCUGGACGAAGGGGAAGUUAUCACCAUUGGGUCAGAUGGAUGGGUUAGGAUAUGGGAUUUUGAGACCAUAGACACUGCUGAUAUUGUAGACGAGACUGGAUUGCUAGAGAUUGAGCCCAUCAAUGAACUUCAAGUGGACAAGAAUGUUAAACUCUUCUCCAUGAUAAAAAUGAACGAAGCUGGAAAUAACUUUUGGUUGGCUCAGGAUUCCAAUGGAGCCAUAUGGAAGCUUGACCUCAGUUUUUCAAAUAUUACACAAGAUCCAGAAUGCCUCUUCUGCUUCCAUUCUGGAGCCGUGGAAGCCUUGGCUAUGUCUCCUCUCACUUACCUUAUGGCCACAACUGCCUUGGACUGCUCUGUUCGAAUCUAUGAUUUUGCUAGCAAAAAUUUUUUGACUCAAGUGAAAUUCAAACAAGGAGGCACAGCUCUUGCUUGGGUUCCUCGUCUGAUAAGCUUCACCGGAGCACAGAUUAUUGUAGGAUUUGAAGAUGGGGUUGUUCGAGUUCUUGAACUUUAUGAUCCAAAAGAGCUCACAGUUUUUGCAGGACGGAAGAAAUAUUCAGAUGCAGAUCUUCAUUUGAAACAUGUUUUCAAACCCCAUACUGCUCGGGUUACUGCUUUAGCUUUUGAACGUGAUGGAGAAAUUCUAGCCACAGGGAGUAAAGAUAAAACUGUGUUCUUCUUUGAAGUGGAAAAGAAUUAUAAACCAAUUGGUUAUAUUAAUACUCCUGGACCUGUUAUCCAGUUAGUAUGGUCUCCGGUCUCUCAUCCUGAAAGUACUUUAUUGAUUUUCUGUGAGAAUGGCUAUGUCCUUGAAGCUCCAUUUCCAACCAUAAAGGCGGACGUGCAGGAUGACAAUAUAGUUACCUAUGAAAUCAAAGACAUGUGCAUAAAAUGUUUCCAUUUCUCAAGUGUCAAAUCUAAGAUUCUGAGAUUAAUAGAAAUUGAAAAGAGAAAGAAACAAAAGGAGUUGAAAGAGAAGGAAAAGGAAGAAAGGAGGAUACGGCUAGCAGAGAUGGAAGAAGAGGAGGUGGAGGAUAAGAAAGAAGAGAAGGAGGAGGAGGUAGAGGAGGAGGCAGCGGCGGAGGAGGAGGAGGAGGAGCCAUUACCCGAAAUCUUUAUUCCAUCAACCCCCAGUCGCAUCCUCUGUGGGUUUUACUCUGGACCAGGGAAGUUCUGGGUUUCUUUGGGUGGCUAUGAUUCUGGUUUUCUAUAUCAUUGUGAGUUCCCCCCAUAUGACAAAAGCAGUGAUAUCACACAACAGAAAGAUGAACCUUUCGAUUUCCGUUUUCUUGAGGCUACAGAAGAUAAUCCCAUCCAAACCAUCACUUUCAGUAUUAACCAAGAUUUUAUGUUUUGUGGACUGCACAAUGGAGCAAUUCGAAUCUAUAUCCUAAGCCCGAAUGACUCUUCAUUGACCACUCUGGAAAGCUACUGGCACUUUACUGUGCAUGACAAUACUUAUGGAUGUAUUACAAGCAUUUCUGCUAGCUUUGAUGACCAGUUUUUGGUGUCUACUGGAGCAGAUGGCAAUAUCUUCGUGUUCACCAUUUUUUCUGUUUUUGAUUUAAGAGAAAGCCUGAAAGCCAAAGUGCCAUCUCCCAGGUUUGGAAUUGAAACAGAGCCAAUUCCAGAAGAUAUUGAAGAUCCCAAAGCCUACAGUAUAGAGAAUGCCAGAAGAAAAAGAGAACAUGACAAGUUAAUGAAAGAAGUGGAAGAAAUGAAGGCCAAGAAGAGGGAACAACUCAAAGGUUUGAGGAAUCGAUUUCAGAAACUGUUAGAAAUGAAUGAAGAAUUACCAAAGCAUAUGCAGUUUCAACGGACAGAUUUUAAUAUAGAUGCCCAAAUUCGUGCUGAGAUGAACAGAAUAACAGCUCAUAAGAUUCAUCAAGUGGAAAAGGAAUUAGCUUGGGAAAAAGAGAAACAUGAUCUUGGCCUAAAGAAGUUAGAGAAAAGGUUUCGUGACUCACUGGAAGGUGAUACUAUCGUGGUUCAUGCCAUACAAAGCGAUCACAAGAUAACCUCCUAUAGGCUCGUGAAGCCCUCCAAGUAUUUCAAAUCCAAACGGCCAAGUCAGUCCGACAGAAGGGCAAGCAAAAUGGAGAGGUUUGAAAAAGAAGGAACUGGAAGAAAGGAUAGCCAGAAAGAGACAGGUGGGAUUACUAGUGUGCCAGAAGAAUCAAUUAUAGAAAAAGGGAAGCUAUUUCGGCCUAAGACCUUAAGUCAAAUUAUGAUAGAAAAUCAAAUUGAGAAAACGAAGAAACUUAUUUUAAAAGCUGAAAGGGCCCAGCAAAAGAUUCAGCAGCGCAAAAAAGAAUGGGAGGAACUGUAUAAGAGUAAACCUGCUGAUGACUAUGAAGAUCCCAAAGAUGUUCAAGCCAUCAAAGAGGCUCAGGUGUUUAUGGGAGACUUCAAUCUGAAGACAGCCCCAGACUAUAAGAUACCCGAGCACAUGAGAAUAAAUGCUGCCAAGAAAGAAGAGGAACUGGGACAGCUAGACUCUAUGACCCAUUCAAAGAAAAUGUACUUGAACAAGUCCAUCCUCUCACUUCGAGACCUUAAAGUGGCUGUCAUCGAGGAGAUACAGUGCCUGGUACACGAGAUGAAGAACAUUCAGUCAACUCUUCACGUAUCCAAGCGCAUCCCCAUUCCGAAAAUCCCUCAGAUACACCCGGAAGAAGUUCCUGAAAAGAGAUUUCAGUAUGAUGAGGAAAUUCUCCUUGCUUUUAAGCAACAGCUGAUGAAAAAUGAGGAUACUAAGGCCCCCCUAGUGGAACAGGCGGGGCCUGGGCCGGCGGGGCCGGUAGGCUCAGGUGGAGGAUUCCUUAGAUCCUCUUAUGCGAAGGAUGGGGAUUUGACAACACGAGAGUCAUUGUCUAGAGCGUCAAGGGCAUCAACAUUCGGCCUAGAUCUUUCAAAGCCAUCUGAAUUUGAAAGAGCAGAUCCAAUUGAUGUAGAGACGGAGAUUAUGAAGAGAAAGGAGAUUAAAAACAUAUACAUGCAGCAGUAUUUGGCCAACAGGAUCAAAGAACUGAUUGUCACCUUUGAUGCAGAACUCCAUCUCCUGAGACACCAGAAACUGAAACUAGACAUUCAGAUGAAAUUAUCUGAUCUGAACCAUGUCACAUUAUUUCAAGAAAUGAUGCUCCUCAAGAAUUUUGAAAAACAGGAGAACAUACUUCAAGAGCGUGUUAAUUCAUUAGACAAAGAGGAACAGGAGAUGCAAUGGAGAAUUAAUGAAUCUAUGAAGGAGAUGGAAGAGAAAAAGAAUGAAAUCACCAGGCUCCAGGACCAAGAAAAGGCACUCUAUGCUAGUUUUCAAGCAGCAGUUGGAGAAAACAAAUUUGCUAACUUCCUCAUGAAGGUCCUAAAGAAAAGGAUAAAACGGGUGAAGAAAAAGGAGGUCGAAGGAGAUGCUGAAGAAGAUGAGGAAAGUGAGGAAUCAAGUGAGGAGGAAUCCAGCUUGGAGAGUGAUGAAGAUGAGUCUGGAUCUGAAGAUGAGGUUUUUGAUGAUUCUAUCUGCCCAUCAAAUUGCGAUGUGAGUCUUUUUGAACUGGCGCUUCAACUUCGAGAGAAAAGGCUCGACAUUGAGGAGGCCUUAGUUGAAGAGAAGAAAAUUCUUGAUAACCUCAAAAAGGAAUACGACACAUUGUCCAAAAAAGUCAAAAUUGUGGCGAAUAAUCUGAACGCAGCAGAGGAGGACCUGGAGGCCUAUCAACGAGAGAAGCAGCAGCAGCUGAAUGAAAUUCUGGUUGUGAUUCCGCUCAAGCUCCACCAGAUAGAGUAUGUGAUAUUUGGGGAAAUACCUACGGACCUUUCUGGAACGCUGGUCUUUUCUAACCAAUCCUUGAGUCGGCUCCAAGGCCGCAUCGUGCAGCUCCAGGAGGAGAACUCCAAGCAGCAGAAACUCAACAAAGAGUGGCGGGAGAGACGGAAGCAGCUCAUUCGGGAAAAGAGAGAGAUGGCAAAAACUAUAAGCAAAAUGGAAGAAACAGUCCGAGAUCUGAUGAUCAGCAAGUUUGGCCGCGUGAUAGACCUCGCAGCUCUUCAGACACUUUCUGUGAAUACAACACUUGAAGAGCUCACGAUCAAGAAACUUCGAAAGGAGAUAACGAAUGCCAGGGAAAUAAAGCAGUGGGAGGAAAAGAUUGCUCAAGUGCGCUGGGAACUGAUGAUGAAAACGAAAGAACACACCAAAAAGCUCCACCAGAUGAACGAUCUAUGUAUUGAAAAGAAGAAGCUUGAUUCUCGGUUGAACACGCUCCAGAACCAGCAGGGCAAUGCCUUCCAGGGCCCUCGGAGAGCAGAUAUUGUGGCAAGAGAGAAGGUCACUCAGCUGAUCCAACUCCAGGCGGAAAGGAUUUUGGCCUUAAAGCAAGAGAUUGCUCUUUUGCGUAAGAAAGGCGGCAUUAUCCUCCCACCCAUUAAGUUCCCACCGGAGAACAGAUGAAGCCCCUGUGCCUUAUACUUUUUUUUUUUGUCUCAAAUCCACCCAAGAUUUCUGACAUAAAUUUCCCCAGAAGUUGUCUCCUG
Messenger RNA from Myotis brandtii (Brandt's bat), 5724 nucleotides. RefSeq names its product cilia and flagella associated protein 44 (gene CFAP44). The transcript is spliced from 36 exons. Lineage: Eukaryota; Metazoa; Chordata; Mammalia; Chiroptera; Vespertilionidae. The coding region runs from base 62 to 5641 and encodes 1859 amino acids. Gene Ontology annotation, molecular function: protein binding. The record is from RefSeq and is a predicted model, not a curated record.